AUGAAGUUGUUAGUUUCGCUUGCUUUCUGCAUAGCUGCGGCAAAUGCGCAGUCAAUCAUUGAGAGUUCCAGCUUUGGAUAUGACAGGAGGUUAUCACCCAAUCCCGAUAGUAUCCCUGGCUGGCGGAUCACAGGCGAAGGUCACACUCCUCAAAUUCUAUCGGACAGGCUGAUUCUGACACCUCCGUACCCUGGAAACACAAGAGGCUCCGUGUGGGCAGAGAAUGCUGUUUCUGUGCCUGAAUGGACAGCAGAGUUCCAAUUCAGAGCCAGCGGCCCGGAAAGGGGCGGUGGUAAUUUGCAGUUGUGGUAUGUGAAAGAUGGCCAGGCCAGCGUCGGGGCCUCAAGCAUCUACACAGUUGGAAGAUUCGAUGGGUUUGCCCUUACCGUCGACUCGCAUGGAGGACGAGGUGGAACCAUUCGCGGGUUCUUGAACGACGGAAUGACGGAUUACAAGAGCCAUGCCAACGUCGACAGCCUGGCAUUUGGACAUUGCGAGUACCCGUAUCGCAAUUUGGGUCGCCCAUCUCGUAUCCUGAUCAAACAAACAAGCUCGAAUUUCGAGGUCAACGUAGACGGCAAAACGUGCUUCCAGACUAACAAGGUUGUUUUGCCGACCGGAUAUACUUUUGGCAUAUCCGCAGCUACUCCAGACACUCCAGACUCAUUUGAGAUAUUCAGGUUUGCGCUGAGGUCAGACCGUAGCCUUCCCGCGCAUCAGCAGCAGCAGCAGCAACAGCAACAGCAACAAACCAACCAGCAGCCAAUUAAUGCGCGAUCCAGCGAUUACGGAGCUGCAGAGGAUCGUCCCGCUUCGUACUACACGACUUCGGAGCAGCAGUUCGCUGACCUCCACAACCGCCUCCAGCUCCUUAACCAUGCGACGCAAAACGUCUACAAGGAUCUCGCUGCUUUGGCUCGCAAUAGCGACAGCCGCCACCAGGAGCUUCUUCAACGCACCGCUUCAACAAGGGAUCAACUGUCCGCUAUCGACUCUCGUCUUCAAAGGAUCGAACAAGCCAUACAGGCCCUGCAACGCGAUGUCGCAAGCAAAGACUACCGGAAUCAAUUCGCCCAGCUUCACAAGGCUAUCGAAACGUCUCACCUGAGUCUUACUGAAGGCCUACAGUCAUCCAUCUUCAAUAUGAUCCACGCCGCCUCUCCACGCAUGGGCCUCUUCAUCUUCCUCAUCAUCUCCUUCCAGCUCGCGUUGGCCGGACUGUACGUCGCCUACAAGCGUCGUCGUGCGAACAUGCCAAAGAAGUUCCUCUAA
This is a messenger RNA of Rasamsonia emersonii CBS 393.64, 1272 nucleotides long. Its product is annotated as Lectin family integral membrane protein. The transcript is spliced from 7 exons. Gene Ontology annotation, cellular component: COPII-coated ER to Golgi transport vesicle; endoplasmic reticulum-Golgi intermediate compartment; endoplasmic reticulum membrane. Gene Ontology annotation, biological process: Golgi organization; endoplasmic reticulum organization; endoplasmic reticulum to Golgi vesicle-mediated transport. The coding region runs from base 1 to 1272 and encodes 423 amino acids. The record is from RefSeq and is a predicted model, not a curated record. Lineage: Eukaryota; Fungi; Ascomycota; Eurotiomycetes; Eurotiales; Trichocomaceae. Gene Ontology annotation, molecular function: D-mannose binding.